Molecule: messenger RNA, 930 nt
Organism: Cucurbita maxima (winter squash)
Lineage: Eukaryota; Viridiplantae; Streptophyta; Magnoliopsida; Cucurbitales; Cucurbitaceae
Product: probable calcium-binding protein CML47
Exons: 1
Coding region: 54-713 (219 amino acids)
Molecular function (GO): calcium ion binding
Source: RefSeq, a predicted model, not a curated record
GUUUGUUGUCCCCAAUAUAAAUUGUCUUCUGCUCACUGCUUACUUUGGUAUCUAUGCUACUUGUUCACCCUUUCACUCUUUCGCAAAUGGCACCCAUUGAUGAGCUUGAUUAUGCUAACCCCAUUUCAGUUUUUCAGAUUUUGUUUCUGUUUUUUCUCAAUUUCCUACUUGAAUACUUGUUUCCAGGUCCCUUGUACGUUUUCAUACUCUGUGCCGCCUUCCAUUUUUAUCUGUGGAAUUCAUGGGUUGCCCACCGCAACAUCAUCAAACGCUUUGAGGCUGCUGAUGAUGCGACAUGCACACCAAGUGCUCGACGGAAUGCUCAUAUGGGGCAUUGCUACACAGGAAUUGUGGGCAUGCCUGUUAAUGACGCACAUGAAGUGAAGCUAACCAUUGAAGAUGUGAAAACUAUGAUGGAUGCACUUCAUAACAACAUGGAAACUAAUAACCUUGAGUUGAAGGCUGAGAUUGAGGGGGUAUUUGAGGAAGAAUUGAGUGUAGGGGAAGUUGAGGAAGCUUUUGAUUUGUUUGAUGAGAAUGGUGAUGGGUUUAUUGAUGCAGAGGACUUGAAGAAAGUGCUGGAUGCCAUGGGAUUUACAGUGGCUUCAGAAGUUGAUGAAUGCAGGAGAAUGAUAAGUGGAUAUGACAAGAAUGGAGAUGGGCGUUUAGAUUUUGAAGAAUUUGCUAAGCUUGUUGAACAGAGUUUUUGUUGAUAACGGGUGUGUGUGUAAAUUUGACUUCGAAAAUAAGUGUCUUACAUUAGGAUUUAACUAAGAGGCAGGAUUGUAUGAACGAUCAUUUGUUACAAGAGCAUCCUCAAACCUCCACGUGAUGUGCUUGAAUCUUUAAGUUCUUUUUUUCUUUGUUUCUGUGUUUGCAAAGCGUAAGUUGUUCACAAUGUUUGGGUGUUUAAAAUAUUUCUAGAGCAAA